AUGCCUCGGGGACAGAAGAGCAAGCUACGUGCCCGUGAGAAGCGGCGCCAGGCUCAAGAAAAGCCAAAGAAUGUGAAUGAAGCUGAAACUACUGCAGCAAAAGAAUCUCCUUGUUCCUUGAGUCCCAAAAGCAAAGUUAUCCCCCAGGGAUCAUCUGCUGCAGCAUUGCACAACCACCAAGAGCCUGAGAGAGCCCAAUCUACUAAGGCUGCAGAUUCUACACAUGUGUCAUCCACAGGAUCAAACAAUGGGGCCAAAAGCCAAGUUGAAGGAAACACAGUUGCUUCAGAGCUUUCUAUCGAGCACUCGGCAAAAGAUCCUCUAGAAGGGAAAAUAGCUUUGCUAGUGCAUUACCUGCUAUACAAGUAUCAAGAAAAAGAGCCCAUAACAAAGGCAGAGAUAAUGAAAAAUAUAAUCCAGACAUACAAGAAUCACUUCCCUGAGAUCCUGAGGAAAGCUUCUGACCACAUAGAGCUUGUCUUUGGCCUUGAAGUGAAAGAAGUGGAUCCCAAAAGGAGUGCCUAUGUCCUCAUCAACAAGCUGGAUCUAGAAUGUGGAACCACAGUGAAUGAUAAAAGAGGUAUGCCUGUGACUGGUCUGCUAAUGACUGUCCUGGGUGUGAUCUUCACAAAGAACAACUGUGCCUCAGAGGAGCAAGUCUGGGAGGUGCUGAAUAUUAUGGGAGUAUAUGAGGGUAGGAAGCACUUCAUAUUUGGGGAUGUUAAGAAGGUUCUCAUCGAUGAUUUUGUGAGACAGAAGUACCUGGAAUAUCAGCAGGUGCCUAAUAGUGAUCCUCCAUGUUAUCAGUUCCUGUGGGGCCCAAGAGCCUAUGCUGAAACCAGCAAAAUGAAAGUCCUGAAAUUUUUUGCCAAGAUCCAUGGUACCGUUCCUACUACUUUCAUGCCCUGGUAUGAAGAGGCACUGAAAGAUGAAAAAGAAAGAGCCCAGGCCAAAGCUGCAGCCAGGGCUUGUAGCGUUGCCACAGCUGGUCUCCAAUCCAAGGCUAUGUUCAGUCCCUCUUCUUGUCCCAAAUAA
This is a messenger RNA of Nannospalax galili (Upper Galilee mountains blind mole rat), 1035 nucleotides long. Its product is annotated as melanoma-associated antigen B10. The transcript has a single exon. Gene Ontology annotation, biological process: negative regulation of transcription by RNA polymerase II. Gene Ontology annotation, cellular component: nucleus. NCBI's taxonomy places the organism in Eukaryota, Metazoa, Chordata, Mammalia, Rodentia, Spalacidae. The coding region runs from base 1 to 1035 and encodes 344 amino acids. The record is from RefSeq and is a predicted model, not a curated record.